AUGGGGCAGCUUAACGUUGACGAAGAAUGUGAUACAAGUACAGAAUUAGUUUUUUAUGUGAAUGGGAAGAAGGUAAUAGAACCUCAUCCGGAUCCGCAAUGGACACUACUAUGGUACCUUCGCAAAAAGCUGCACCUAACUGGAACAAAGCUGGGCUGCGCAGAGGGAGGAUGCGGGGCAUGCACGGUUAUGAUCUCAAGAUACAAUCGCAAAGAAAAGAAAGUCGCUCAUUUAGCAGUUAACGCAUGCUUAGCACCAGUGUGCGCUAUGCAUGGUUUGGCUGUAACUACGGUUGAAGGAAUUGGUUCAACGAAAACAAGGUUGCAUGCCGUUCAAGAAAGACUUGCUAAAGCGCACGGAUCUCAAUGUGGGUUUUGCACACCGGGUAUUGUCAUGUCCAUGUAUGCUUUACUUAGAAGUUGUGAAAAAGUAAAAUACUCCGACAUGGAAGUGGCGUUACAAGGAAAUCUUUGUCGAUGCACCGGUUACCGCGCUAUCAUAGAAGGAUAUAAAACCUUCAUUGAGGAUUGGGAAACGCAACGGGUGUAUAACGGGACUUCAAACGCGAAUGGGGCAUGUGCAAUGGGCAAGGAUUGCUGUAAGAAUAAGACUGAUACACCUGAAGAUAAGAGUGAGUCAAAGUUUAUCUUUGAUAAAACGGCAUUCACGCCGUAUGACCCUAGUCAGGAACCCAUUUUUCCUCCAGAAUUAAAAUUAUGUUCAGUAUACGAUGAACAAAAUUUAAUUUUUAGAGGCAAAAAUACAACGUGGUACAGACCGACGGACUUGGAAGCGUUAUUAAACCUGAAAGAACAAUAUCCUGACGCAAAAAUCGUAGUCGGAAAUACUGAGGUGGGCGUUGAAGUUAAAUUCAAACAUUUCGUUUACCCUGUGAUAAUAAUGCCAAAUUGUAUAACAGAAAUGAAUACUAUAGUAGAAAAUAAAACAGGAUUAGUCGUAGGAUCGGCGGUGACUCUUAUGGAGUUAGAAAAUACGUGUAUAAAAUGCAUUAAUACGUUGCCUCAAUAUAAAACAAGGUCUUUGGUAACUAUUAAAGACAUGUUAUAUUGGUUUGCCGGCAAGCAAAUACGAAAUGUAGCUGCUAUUGGUGGGAACAUUAUGACUGGAAGUCCAAUAUCAGAUUUGAAUCCAAUAUUAAUGUCAAUGAAAGUGAAACUAAAUCUUCUUAGUAAACAAGGAGGACAUCGCUCAGUUCUAAUGGAUGAAACAUUUUUUACUGGGUAUCGUAAAAAUGUUGUACACCCAAAUGAAAUAUUGCUAUCUAUCGAAAUUCCUUUUACUACUAGAUAUCAAUACGUAAAGGCCUAUAAACAAGCUAAGCGCAGAGAGGAUGAUAUUUCCAUUGUUACAGCAGCUAUAAAUGUGGAGUUCGAAGAAAAUACUGACAUUAUAAAGAACAUGAAUAUCGCAUACGGCGGCAUGGCUCCAGUCACAAAAAUAGCAACAAAAUCUAGUCAAUGUUUAUUAGGAUUAAAAUGGGAUGACGUAAUGCUUGAAAAAGCUUACACAUAUCUUCUAGAAGAGUUGCCCUUAAAUCCAUCAGCACCUGGUGGUAACAUUUUAUUUCGACGGGCGUUGACAAUGAGUUUAUUUUUAAAAGCCUAUUUAGCAAUAGGUAAAGAAAUGUCACAAGAUUAUUUACAUAAGGAUAUCAUUAUACCAUACCAUAGUAGCGGUGCUGAACAAUUUCACGGUAAAGUACCAAAGAGUGCUCAAUAUUUCGAAUUAGUCAAUGACAAACAACUCCAAAGCGAUGCAGUUGGAAGACCAAUACCGCAUAUGUCGGCAUUGAAACAGGUAACAGGUGAAGCUAUUUAUUGUGACGACAUGCCUUCCGUAGAAGGAGAGUUAUAUUUAGCUUUUGUUCUCAGCACAAAAGCACACGCUAAAUUAGUUUCAGUAGAUCCCCAAAAAGCGUUACAAGAACCAGGUGUUGUUGCAUUUUUCUCAGCUAAAGACUUAACGCCAGAGCAAAAUGCAAUAGGCCCCAUAUUCCACGAUGAAGAAUUAUUUGCUAGCGAUAAAGUAAUAAGUCAAGGGCAGACAAUUGGCGUAAUAGUGGCUAAAGAUCAAGCAACUGCUCAAGCUGCUGCUAGAAAAGUGCGGAUUGAAUACGAAGAAUUACAACCUGUUAUUGUUACUAUAGAAGAUGCUAUUAAACAUAAUUCAUUUUACAAACAAUUCCCAAAAACUAUACGAAGAGGUGAUGUGAAAUCGGCUUUUGAAGAUCCAAAUCACAUAAUUGUAGAGGGACAGUGUAGAAUAGGAGGGCAAGAACAUUUUUACUUGGAGACACAUGCCGCAUUCGCUAUACCUAAAAAAGAAGACGAUGAAAUGGAGAUAUUUUGUUCUAGCCAACAUCCAUCGGAAGUUGCGAAAUUAACAAGUCAUGUUUUACAUGUCCCCAUGAACAGAAUUGUGGCACGAGUAAAGCGUAUGGGUGGUGGGUUCGGUGGUAAGGAGUCUAGAGGCAUUUUGGUAUCUCUGCCUGUGGCAUUUGCAGCUCAUAAGCUUAAUAGACCAGUACGCUGCAUGUUAGAUCGAGAUGAAGAUAUGCAAAUGACAGGGACAAGGCAUCCAUUCUUAAUUAAAUAUAAAGUAGCAGCCACCAAAGAAGGCAAACUAAUAGGUGCUGUUGUUAAUAUUUACAAUAACGCUGGAUAUUCGAUUGACUUAUCCGGACCUGUAGUAGAACGGGCGAUGUUCCACUUCGAAAACGCCUACUAUAUUCCAAAUGUAGAAGUUACUGGUUAUGUUUGUAAAACUAACCUCCCUUCGAACACAGCGUUCAGAGGCUUUGGUGGACCACAAGGAAUGUUUGGUGCUGAAACAAUGAUAAGAGACAUAGCCCAAAAGUUGGAUAAGAGUCCCGAAGAAAUUAGUAAACUUAAUUUAUAUCAGGAGAACUUUACAACUCAUUAUGGACAAGUUCUUACACAUUGUACGCUGCAAAGAUGUUGGGACGAAUGCGUGGAAAAGAGCAAUUAUGCAGAAAGAAAACAAUCCAUCGAAAACUUUAACAGACAGCACCGCUGGCGAAAACGCGGUAUAUCCAUAAUACCAACUAAGUUCGGCAUUGCGUUCACUGAGAAACUAUUGAAUCAAGCCGGUGCUCUACUCAUUGUAUAUGUUGACGGAUCAGUCCUUCUGUCGCAUGGUGGUACAGAAAUGGGCCAGGGCUUGCACACGAAGAUGAUCCAAGUGGCAUCAAGGGUCCUAGGGAUAGACGUGUCCAAAAUCCACAUUACCGAAACAUCUACAGACAAAGUUCCAAAUACAUCUGCUACAGCGGCUAGUGCUGGAUCAGAUCUGAAUGGAAUGGCGGUAUUAGAAGCCUGUCAGAAGCUGUUGAAACGGCUCCAACCUUACAAAGACAAAAAUCCAAACGGUAAAUGGGAAGACUGGAUUUCAGCAGCUUACGUGGACAGAGUCAGUUUAUCAGCUACAGGGUUUUACGCAACACCCAACAUUGGUUACGAUUUUAAAACUAAUACGGGUACACCUUUCAACUAUUUUACUUAUGGCGUAGCCUGUACAGAAGUCGAGAUUGACUGUCUUAGCGGUGACCAUCAAAUCAUUAGAACAGAUAUUGUCAUGGAUUUAGGCGAAAGUUUAAAUCCUGCCAUCGACAUUGGACAAAUUGAAGGUGCCUUUAUACAAGGGUACGGUUUAUUUACAAUGGAAGAACUGAUUUACUCACCAACGGGGACAUUGUACUCUCGUGGACCAGGCGCAUAUAAAAUUCCAGGCUUCGGUGAUAUUCCGCAAGAGUUUAACGUUUCGUUGCUCAAAGGUGCUCCAAAUCCAAGGGCAGUAUUUUCAUCCAAGGCUGUGGGUGAACCUCCCCUGUUCUUGGCAAGUUCCGCUUUCUUCGCGAUAAAAGAAGCUAUAAAAGCGGCUCGCGCUGAUGCCGGCGUGCCUUUGGACUUUAGACUAGAUGCACCAGCUACUUCUGCUCGGAUACGAAUGGCGUGUGAAGACCAUAUCACAAAGAAGCUGCCUGCAUUGGAUCCAGAGAGCUACGUCCCUUGGAAUGUUGUGCCAUAG
Molecule: messenger RNA, 4068 nt
Organism: Parnassius mnemosyne (clouded apollo)
Lineage: Eukaryota; Metazoa; Arthropoda; Insecta; Lepidoptera; Papilionidae
Source: the annotation of a GenBank genome assembly